CCUCUCAAAGUGCUGGGAUUAAAGGCGUGAGCCACCGCGCCUGGCCCUGAGGAUUUUUAUUACUCGUGAUUGGGAGUACUGUCCCUACUUAGAUCUGACAGCUCCUUGUUGCUGGACUUCUGAGAGUUGUGGUCCCUGUUUUUCUGGUUUCCUGUUUCAGUCACACAGGAGAGACAGACCUUCCAGGACCCAAACGUCUGAGCCCCCAGUUGCUCUCUUCUGGACCCUCAGUAUUGGCCCCCAGUCCUCUCCUCCCGCUGGGACCUCCGCAUGGGGAGAAGAGGCGGAGGAGGGAGCGAACAGAUUAUCAUUGAACUACAUUUCCCGGAAAGCUAUGGGGUUGGCAGCGCUAAUCAGCUACAGAGAAAGAGACCCCAGGACAUUCUGGGAAUCGUAGUCUUAUGGCUAAAACGUCCGCUUCGUAGUUCGACAGCCGUUUCCAAGGACCGCGGUAGGGGCGGCAGCGGCUUGGGGGGCCGGAUCUAGCCCAAAGCCUGGGUCCUGGGGCAAGGAGAGGAGAGAAAGCUGAACGCUAGAGUCCGGUCCUUGACUCUGGAAGCCAGAGCAGUCAGGAGCCUUCCUCUUCGGUAGAUGCAGGGAAAGUUCUAGUCCAAAAAGGCUGCAGCCUCUGUGACGUCAUGGAGCGAUAGGCGGGGCCUCCCUUUGUUGCAGUCCAAUCAGACAGAGUUGGGUUUCUGGGUGGGGCCAAGGAACGCCCAAGGAAUAUCUAUAAGAGAAUUCGGGCCUCUACGUGAGAAGCUCGCAGCGGGUGUUUGCAGGAGUUCCCUGAGGAGAGGGGAUCCUCCGUGACUCAGACCCCCAUCGAAAAGCUCUCGAUUUCACGCAACCAACCUUACCCUCGUCCCCAACAAAAUCCUUGAUUUUAGCCCUGGGAAAAUUAGCGUAGGUGGUCAUGACCCCGGGUUCUUCUUUAAAAGCCCUCAGAACCUGGACCGGGCUCCUCAACGAACCCCAGUGUUAGAAGCCACAAGUCAGGAAUCAAGGUCGGGGAGCGGCUCUUUAGGGUGCAUCACUGUUCAGGAUGCACCGGGGCUCCUUUCUAAGCAGAAGGGUGCGCCCUGCAAAUUGGGAGCCCGUUAGUUUUGGGGAAGGGUGAACAAGGGCCCCCUGGGUCUGGAGGACCGCAUGGAGUCUUGCUUAAGUCUUAGUGCGGACCCCAGGUUUAGGAAUUCGGAAUGUGUUUUGGUUUUGAAGGACUUCCGAGUUUGACAAUAUCGUGGUUGGGUCUGUGUUAGAUGAUUUAUUGGUUUGGGCUUUGAAUCUUCAGCUUGAGGUUCAACAGGUUUUUGGGGGCUGGCGGGGGAGUGCCUCAGGGUUGCACUUAAGGGUUGGAGUUCAGGAUCACGUCAAUCUGGGGACUUGGAAAAUUCCAUAGUUUGGGAUUUUGGGAAGGGGCGCAUGGGGUUGGGAGAUUCCAGGUCCUGAGUUUGGGGACUUAUGAAUGCUUCCUGUUUAACAGUUUUUCUGAUCUCUCAAUUGGGAUGCAGUGAGAACCCUAAAUUUGGGGUCCCCUGGGUUGGGGCUGAGUUUCACACUUCGGAGGCAUUUGAUGAACGACAUAGGUCCUCUUUAUUUGGAGAUUUCCUGAAGAUCCUCUUUUCGCGGUUUGGGGACCCCAUGGGUAGGGAGCCCAGUGGGACUUCUUAAGAUGGAUUUUGGCUUUUCUCCGUUUAGCGUUCUCCUGCUCUCGGUUUGGGGUGAGAGCACCCUUCCUAACGGUCUUCAGGAACUGUGCGCGCCGGCUGCAAUGGGGCCGCAUUUUACCCUCCUGUGUGCGGCGCUGGCCGGUUGCUUGCUUCCUGCCGAGGAGUGUGUUAUAUGUGACCCGUCUGUCGUGCUGGCGCUAAAGUCCCUGGAGAAAGAUUAUCUGCCUGGCCAUCUGGACGCGAAGCAUCACAAAGCCAUGAUGCAAAGGGUAGAGAAAGCCGUGAAGGAUUUCCAGGAACUGUCGCUUAAUGAGGAUACCUAUAUGGGGGUCGUUGACGAGGCCACACUGCAAAAGGGGUCCUGGAGUUUGCUGAAGGAUCUGAAACGCAUCACAGACAGUGAUGUAAAAGGUGAUCUCUUCGUGAAGGAGCUAUUUUGGAUGUUGCACUUGCAAAAGGAAACCUUUGCCACCUAUGUUGCUCGAUUCCAAAAAGAGGCUUAUUGUCCCAACAAAUGUGGUGUGAUGUUGCAAACUCUGAUCUGGUGCAAGAACUGCAAAAAGGAGGUUCACGCUUGUCGAAAGUCCUACGAUUGCGGGGAGCGCAAUGUGGAGGUUCCUCAAAUGGAAGAUAUGAUCCUGGACUGUGAGUUAAACUGGCAUCAGGCUUCUGAAGGCCUCACUGAUUACAGCUUUUACAGGGUUUGGGGGAACAAUACGGAGACCUUGGUGUCCAAGGGGAAAGAGCCCACCCUGACCAAGUCCAUGGUGGGUCCAGAGGAUGCAGGCAGCUACCGCUGCGAGCUGGGCUCUGUGAAUUCCAGCCCAGCCACGGUCAUCAAUUUUCGCGUCACAGUGUUGCCCAAAAGGGUCGAGGAGGAAAAACCGUCCCCAAAUAUCGUAACCCCGGGGGAGGCGACCACGGAGUCGUCCAAUACCCUCCAGCCUCUGAAGCCCGAGAAAAUGCUGAAAGGCCGCCUUCUGGGGCUGCUGAUCUGGGGCUCCCUAGCACUGAUAACCGGCAUUACCUUUGCGAUAUUUUGUCGAAGGAAGGUGAUCGAUUUCAUCAAGUCCUCACUGUUUGGCCUUGGCAGUGGAGUGGCCGAGCAACCCCAGGUCCCAAAAGAAAAAGCCACAGAUUCGAGGCACCAAUAAAGAUUUAUCUUGUUG
This is a messenger RNA of Chlorocebus sabaeus (green monkey), 2836 nucleotides long. It is a transcript of the gene IZUMO1, whose product is annotated as izumo sperm-oocyte fusion 1. The record is from RefSeq and is a predicted model, not a curated record. Gene Ontology annotation, cellular component: acrosomal membrane; plasma membrane. Gene Ontology annotation, biological process: sperm-egg recognition; fusion of sperm to egg plasma membrane involved in single fertilization; heterotypic cell-cell adhesion. Lineage: Eukaryota; Metazoa; Chordata; Mammalia; Primates; Cercopithecidae. Gene Ontology annotation, molecular function: signaling receptor binding; protein binding involved in heterotypic cell-cell adhesion.